GUCCGUGCGGGAAGUGGAGUCUCGGGAAUUCGGGGUCCGGGCGUGAUGACGCGGGUACGCGGGAAUACGUGAGGACGCAGGCGGGUCUUAGAGAGAGUGCUGUUCUCUGUGUCCCUUCCUGGGUUCCUAAUCCUCAGUCACAGCUCCCCAUCUGUGCUCCUGGUACCCAGUCAUGCAGCGGAGAUCAAGAGGGAUCAACGUUGGGCUCCUCAUGCUCCUUUCCCAAGUGUUCCAUGUUGGGAUCAACAACAUUCCACCUGUUACCCUGGCAACGUUGGCUCUCAAUGUCUGGCUCUUCCUGAAUCCUUUGAAGCCCCUGUACCACUCUUGCCUCAGCGUGGAAAAGUGUUACCAGCAAAAAGACUGGCAGCGUUUACUGCUUUCCCCCUUGCACCAUGUAGAUGACUGGCAUUUGUAUUUCAACAUGGUGUCCAUGCUCUGGAAAGGGAUAAAGCUGGAGAGAAGACUGGGAAGCAGGUGGUUUGCCUACGUCAUCACCACCUUCUCCCUACUCACCGGGGUGGUGUAUUUGCUCCUGCAGUUUGCUCUUGCUGAAUUCAUGAAUCAGCCCGACUUCAGAAAGAGCUGUGCUGUCGGUUUCUCAGGAGUUCUGUUUGCCUUGAAAGUUCUUAGCAACCAUUACUGCCCUGGCGGCUUUGUCAACAUUUUGGGCUUUCCUGUCCCCAACAGAUUCGCUUGUUGGGCAGAGCUGCUGGCCAUUCACUUCUGCUCCCCAGGGACUUCCUUCGCCGGGCAUCUGGCCGGCAUCCUUGUUGGACUGAUGUACACUCAGGGGCCUCUGAAGAAAGUCAUGGAGACAUGUGCAGGCCCUUUUUCCUCCAAUGUUGGGUAUCUAGGACAGCAGUACUACUUUAAUAGUGCAGGCCCCUCUGGAUAUCAGAAUCACUACCCAGAUGGCAGACCGGGAACCUAUGAAGAAACUCAUAGGAACUAUGAUGUCUAUACAGCAGGAUUGAGUGAGGAGGAGCAGCUGGAAAGAGCAUUAAGAGCCAGCCUCUGGGACCGAGGAAAUACCAGAAAUGGCCCAACACCCUAUGGGUUCCGACUCACGCCAGAAGAAGAAAUGAGGAGACAGCGCCUUCACAGAUUUGAUGGCCAGUGACGUGGCACCACGCCUGGGAAGACAUGGUCCAGCUGUGGGACCGUAGCCCAUUCAGUUUGCUCCCCAAGCCCCUAAUUGGCUUUAAACAAAGGCAGAGCUUACCAUUAUUGUUGCAGAUCACUCGUGUCUGCCAUGAACUGCCACUCCAUGGCCCUUCUAUGUCCAGAUUCCCAAGCCCAGCUGACACAUCUGGAAACCAGGCUUGUCCCAGGAAGUGCACAGCUUUCCCUGAGCGGCCCGUCUAGUUCUAUGCUCUCUCCUAAACCAAAGGUCACCUCUUCAGUUGGGACCAGUUUUCACACUCCCUUCCUUCCCAUCUGACUCAGUGGCACAUCUUCAUUGGGGUUGAAGACCUUCAUAGGAAAUAUGUUUUCACCAGGUGAGAGGAUCAGCUCUCAUUCUGCCUGGUACGCUGGGUGCUCGGCUUGGCAGGAGGUACACUGCCACUCUUGGUCCUCCUGGCAUGUUUCCACAGUGACGUGGGAAGACGAUGUGGCAGCCUUCCCAGGAUAUUCCAUCCUCUUUCAUGCAGGCCCCUCGGGGUGCUUUGUCUGCAUGUAGAGUAUCUGACUGGAGGGGAACAGGAAAGACACCUCCUCACUCGUCAGAUAUCCUGUGGCACCAGCAGUUUGGGUUCACAGCUACCCCUCCAGGAGCAGGAGACUUGUUAACUCCUUUGCAGAGCAGCAGCAAGUGCCACAUACAGAGCAAAGUGGAGAUAUCCAGUGGAUCUCUCACUGGGAAUCCCAUUUGCAGGAAGUAUUUUUUUCUUCAUACAAGUGCCUUUUCAUUGGCUACUGUGGCUGCUGUCUGUCAUAAACAAGUAUCCAAAAAAUGCCCCCAGAGAACUGUAGUGUUUAAUACACAGAUUGUCCAAGUCACUUAAGGGAUUUCUAUUGCUUGUAUUCUGAGAAUAAAAGGACAAAGCCAGAAUAUCGAUCGCUACUGCCUCACUGUCGUGGAGCGUUUAGUUAGGAGGGAGUUAGGAGCAGCAAAUGAUGCUCCCAUUUUAACUCACCAUUCAUGUAGAGUUUUCUAUUAUAAAAAUUGUAGACAAGCUUUCUUAAUGCACAAUGCGGACAUCUACAAAAGCAUACUAACUGUUAAUACAGAUUGGCUUUGGAGGGGGACUGUGUGGGACCUGACUUUCUUUGUUUACAGUUUUAUAUUCUAUUUUUAAAUGUGUGUGUGUAUGUGCUUUCAGAAGACUAAUUAUAUAAUAAAUCAAGAAACAUGUAACCAAUAAAACAGACUCUAAGAUAAGUACUAUAUGUCCUUUAAGAAAAUUCAUAGGCCAGGCAUGGUGACACACAUCUUCAAUCUUAGCACUCAGGAGCCAGGGGCGGGAGGAUCUCUGAGUUCAAAGCCAGGCUGGUCUACAUAUGAAGUUCUCAGCCAGCCAGAAUACACACACACACACACACACACACACACACACACACACACACACACACACACACACACACAGAGAGAGGGGGGUGGGAGAGCAAGGCCCUGUCUUGGAGAAAGAAGGAAGAAUGGAGGGGGGAGGGAAGGAGAGAGGAGAUGAUGAAGGAAGGAAGGAAAGAAAUUCACAGCAUAUAAAUAAAACGACAAACAACUGCUCGGCACUGAAAGGAGUUGGUGCCCAGGAUUGACAUUUUGAGGCUAUUAACGUCUCAGUUUUCCAUUGUAUGCAUUUGACACAUCUGGAGCAUGCCAACUGUGCAGCUCCAUGUCUAGUUGCUAAUAUGAAUCCACCUGGAAUGUCUUUGACACUUGCAUAUAAAUGGGCUAAGCAAAUCCGUGAAGUCUGAGAGCAUUUGGACAGGCUCUCCAGACAGUGGUGCCUGAGCACCUUGGUUUACUUUGUAACUGGUGUAAAGCCACAGCUAGCUGUUGUUACGAAUUAUGCCCAUGAGCCUGGCACCUUAACACACACUUAAAUUAGAAUGGUCGGGACUGGAGAGAUGGUUCAGCAGUUAAGAGCACUGGCUGCUCUUCCAGAGGACCCGGGUCCAAUUCCCAGCGCCCACAUGGCAGCUCACAACUGUCUGUAACUCCAGUUCCAGGGGAUCUGACACCUUCACAACAAUGCACAUAAAAUAAAUUUAAAUAAAUUAUUUAAAAAUAAAUAAAUAAAUGGUCAAGCUUGA
This is a messenger RNA of Peromyscus californicus insignis, 3258 nucleotides long. RefSeq names its product rhomboid domain containing 1 (gene Rhbdd1). Gene Ontology annotation, molecular function: serine-type endopeptidase activity. The record is from RefSeq and is a predicted model, not a curated record. The transcript has 7 exons. NCBI's taxonomy places the organism in Eukaryota, Metazoa, Chordata, Mammalia, Rodentia, Cricetidae. Bases 173 to 1123 code for a protein of 316 amino acids. Gene Ontology annotation, cellular component: membrane.